CUGGCCCAGCCCACACAGCCCACCUAUUGAAUUUUUCCACGCACAGAGGAGGAGAGAGAAGAGGCCUUAAAGGCAAGAGACUGAGCUCCCCCAUCAAACCACAAGUAUUUGUGGAGCCCUUUCAAAUUUUCCUAUUCCCUCUUUGAUUUGUGGCUUUUGGUGGUGGAGUUUGAUCUGCACCAUUGAUACCCAAGAGCCUGAAUCCUGAUCUAAGGACAAGAUGGUAGAUUCACCAACAUUUUCCUCCUUUACUGAUUUUGGGCUGCUAUUGUAUUUGGAGGAGCUAAAUAAUGAGGAAUUAAAUAAAUUCAAGUUACUUCUAAAGGAGACCAUAGAACCUGAGCACUGCCUAAUGCCCUGGACUGCAGUGAAGAUGGCUGAUCGACAGCAACUUGCUAACUUGAUAAACAAAUACUACCCAGAAGAACAGGCCCAGAAAAUGACACUCGAACUUUUUGCUAAGUUGAACCUGAGGGAAAUGUGCGAGAGAGCAAGAGCAAAGAUCAACUGGACACCAGAGACCAUGGAACAAGAGAUGGCUGAGGAGGCAGAGCUGAGUGCUGGAACAAAAUACAAAAUUCAAAUAAAGGAAAAAUUUCAUAUUUUGGAAAAGAAUUCUUUGCUCAGAGAAGCUUCAGAUUUCCACCAUGGACUUUCUGAAGAACACCAAAAACUGUUGGUACAUUUGUUUGAUGUGGAAAUCACAACUGGUCAGCAGAUACGGACAGUGGUGCUUCAGGGAGCUGCUGGAGUUGGGAAAACGGCAUUGAUGAGAAAGGCAAUGUUAGCCUGGGCUGAAGGAAAUCUCUAUCGGCACAAAUUUACCUACGUUUUUUAUCUCAAUGGGAAAGAAAUUAGCCAGGUGAAGGAGAAAAGCUUUGCUCAGUUGAUAUCAAAGGACUGGCCUAGCACUGAGAUCCCCAUUGAAAAGAUCCUCUCCCAGCCAAGUAAUCUCCUUUUCAUUAUUGAUAGUUUUGAUGAACUAAACUUUGCCUUUGAGGAACCUGAAUUUGCACUGUGUGGUGACUGGACCCAAGUACACCCCGUGUCCUUCCUCAUAAGUAGUUUGCUGAGGAAAGUGAUGCUCCCUGAAUCAUCCUUACUGGUCACCGUAAGACGCACAGCUUCCAACAGACUAAAGCGUUUGUUGACUCAGCGUUUGUUGAGGAGUCGGCUUUAUGUAGACCUACAAGGAAUGUCCACGGAUGCAAGAAAGGAGUAUAUUUAUCAGUUUUUUGAAGAUAGGACCUGGGCCAUGAACGCAUUCAAUUCAAUAAGAAGCAAUGAGAUGCUUUUUAAUAUGUGCCGUGUCCCCCUGGUGUGCCGCUUCAUCUGUGCUUGUCUGAAGCAGCAAAUGGAGAAGAAUGACGAUGUCACGAAGACGUGCCAAACAGCCACGGCCGUGUUCACAUGCUAUAUCUCCAGCUUAUUCGCACCAGUAGGUGAACACUUUCCUAAUCUACCCAAUGAAGCCCAACUGAGAAACCUAUGCUACUUAGCUGCCAAAGGAGUGUGGACUAUGACACAUGUGCUUUACAGGAAUGAUCUCAGAAAGCAUGGGUUCACCACUUGUGAUACCUCAACUUUUCUAGAUAUUAAUAUUCUUCAAAAGGACACAGAGUAUGAAAACUGUUAUGUAUUCACCCAUCUCCAUAUUCAGGAGUUUCUGGGAGCUAUGUUCUAUCUGCUGAAAAGAGAUUUGAAACACAAAGAACAUUCCUCCCAGUCUUUGGAAGAUUUGAAACUGUUACUUGAAAGCAGAAGUGAUCAAGACCCCCAUUUGACACAGCUAAAAUACUUUUUGUUUGGCCUUUUAAAUGCGGAUAUAGUAAAACAACUGGAGGAAACUUUCAAAUGUAGACUGUCCCUGAAGAUAAAAUGGGAAGUACUUCAGUGGGUGAAAGUACUAGGAAACCGUGACACUUUUCCACCAUGGCUAGUAUUUAUGGACUUGUUUCACUAUCUGUAUGAGACUCAAGAUGAAGCAUUUGUAGCCCAGGCAAUGGGAAAGUUCUCAAAGGUUGUCAUUAAUAUGUCGAAGGAAAUUGAUUUGCCUGUAUCUUCAUUCUGCCUUAAGCACUGCCGAUGUUUGCAGACCCUUAAGCUGGCUAUAAAUAUGGUAAACUCGAGCGCUGCAGCUGAAAAUGGGCAAAUAGAUGGUAAUCAUAUCACUCAAUGCUGGCAAAAUCUCUUUUCUGUGCUUCAUACAAAUGAACACUUGACGCAACUUGACUUGAGCCAUAGCAACCUUGAUGAGUUAAUAAUGAAGAUUUUUUGUCAAGAACUAAGACAUCCAAACUGUAAACUACAAAAAUUCCUGUUGAGGUGUGUUUCUUUCCCUCAUGGCUAUCAAGAUAUCUUUAGUUUCUUGACUUGCCAGCAGAAUCUGAUGUAUCUUGACCUGAAAGGGAAUAAGAUAGAGGAUAAUGGAAUAAAAUCAUUAUGUGAAGCCUUGCAAUACCCAGAAUGUAAACUGCAAAAUCUGAGGUUGGAGUCUUGCAACCUAACUCCAAUUUGUUGUGCUGACAUAUCUAAGGCUCUCAUCAAAAGCCAGAACCUGGUAUUUUUGAGCUUAUCGACCAAUAAUCUACUGGAUGAAGGAGUGAAGUUGUUGUGUGAGGCAUUAGGACACCCAGAGUGUUACCUAGAGAGACUGUCAUUAGAAAGCUGUGGCCUCACAGAAGCUAGUUGUGAGGCUCUUUCUUUGGCUCUUAUUAGCAAUAAGAGACUGACUCAUUUAUGCUUGUCAAACAACAAAGUGGGAGAUCAUGGAAUAAAGCUUUUAAGUGCUGCCUUGAAACAUCCAGAAUGUACUCUACAGAGCCUUGUGCUGAGGUGUUGCCAUUUCACUCCAAUUAGCAGUGAAUACCUCUCAACUUCUCUUCUACACAACAAGAGUCUGAUACAUCUGGAUCUUGGAUCAAACUGUCUUCAAGAUGAUGGAGCAAAUCUUCUGUGUAAUGUCUUUCGGAAGCCGAGCUGUAAUCUUCAGGACUUGGAGUUGAUAGGCUCUGUUCUCACUACUGCAUGUUGUCCGGAUCUGGCUUCUGCUAUUUUGAACAGCCCAAACCUGUUAAGCCUAGACCUUGGGUACAAUGACUUGCGGGAUGAAGGAGUGAAAAUUCUGUGUGAAGCUUUGAGAAAUCCAAAGUGUAACAUUCAGAGGCUUGGGCUGGAACACUGUGGUUUGACUUCUCUAUGUUGUCAAGAUCUCUCCUCUGCUCUUCUCAGCAACAAAAGGCUGGUAAAAAUGAACCUAACACAGAAUACCUUGGGCCGUGAAGGAAUUAGGACUUUAUGUGAAGUCUUGAGGUGUACGGAAUGUAAGCUACAAGUUCUAGGGUUGUGGAAAGAUACAUUUGAUAAGGAAGCCCAGAGGCUGCUGGAAGCUGUGAGAGUUAGCAAUCCGAACUUGGCCAUUGAUGAUUCUUAUAAUAAUAAAGAAUGGUGGUCCUGGUGGUGGUAUUUAUGAUUUGAAAAACCUAUAUCCCUUUAAUAAAAAUUUAGAGUUGCAAGGA
This is a messenger RNA of Heterocephalus glaber (naked mole-rat), 3518 nucleotides long. It is a transcript of the gene Nlrp14, whose product is annotated as NLR family pyrin domain containing 14. Gene Ontology annotation, molecular function: protein binding. The record is from RefSeq and is a predicted model, not a curated record. Lineage: Eukaryota; Metazoa; Chordata; Mammalia; Rodentia; Bathyergidae. Gene Ontology annotation, biological process: regulation of inflammatory response. Gene Ontology annotation, cellular component: cytoplasm.